Messenger RNA from Striga hermonthica, 675 nucleotides. The record is from the annotation of a GenBank genome assembly. NCBI's taxonomy places the organism in Eukaryota, Viridiplantae, Streptophyta, Magnoliopsida, Lamiales, Orobanchaceae.
AUGCAUAAAACGGCGCAGGCUUGGUUCUCCGGCGGCCCCAGCAACGAUCUCGACGCGAAGACGACGUCUCUGCUCGCCGACUGGAACGCAUAUGCCGCCUCUUCCAACGCUGACGACGGAGAUCCCUCCGCGUUCGAUCUCGAAGCUGCUGUAAGGACCGCCAACGACAAAGUCACAUCGACCUUCAGCGUAGUUUCGAAAGGAGUGAGAGAGUUACCUGGGAGCUUCAACUCUGCCACAAGCAAUGUUCCUUCAGGAAAAUCUCUUUUGUACUUCGGGUUCUUCCUUGCUGCCGGCGUCUUUUUCAUCUUCAUUGCUUUCACCAUUUUCCUACCUGUAAUGGUGCUCAAGCCCCAGAAGUUUGCAAUCUGCUUCACUAUUGGGUGUGCCUUUAUAGUCGGUUCAUUUUUUGCCCUCAAGGGCCCAAGAAGUCAGCUCAGUCACAUGUUAUCAAAAGAGAGACUACCUUUUACGUUGGGAUUUCUUGGAAGCAUAGCGGGCACAAUUUAUGUAUCCAUGGUUCUCCACAGCUACAUUCUUUCUAUUCUUUUCUCUGUGUUGCAGGUCCUUGCACUAUCGUACUAUUGCAUCUCGUACUUUCCCGGAGGAUCGGCUGGGCUGAAAUUCCUCUCAUCGACCCUGGCUUCUUCUGUGCUAAGAUGUUUUGGACGAUGA